UUUACCCUAAUAUUAACUGUGCUCCUAGGCACUGCUACUAACCCCGCAAGGCAUUGCUUACUGACUAGCGCCCAGCCUAGCGCAGAAUCAAUACAUCCGGCGCGAACGCAAGGCAUACGUAGAGAAGCAGCGAUUCAUGUCUGUGCGUCCCCACUUAGCAAGUUUGACCGUACAUGGACACCAUAGCGCCAUGAAGGCGGCCAGGCCUUUCCUUGUGUAGACGCCAGGGCGCGCAGCAUUGCUCCCAAGCAGCCGGCUGGCGAGGCGCUAAUGAACGUUACAGCCCUGAGGCGCCUGUAGGCAGUGCGGCUACUCCUGCGCUCAGCGCCGCUCGACACAACGGGAGGAGAAACCCAAACUCGCCCUCCGCUUCCCUUAUACUGAGCCGUGAGUGCCCGGGGUACGGGGAACUCCCAGCGCCGAUGAUCAGCCACUGAGGGCCUGGAUCAUGGAUACACCCAUCAACACUUCCCCCAGUUCAGCGGGGAUUCCAGCAUCUGAGGCAUCCCUGCCUUUCUACGAUGCCUCCCAUGCUCUGCACUUGUUACGGGGCAUCAAUGAGCUCAGGGCUGAACAAAAAUUCUUUGACAUGACAGUGAGCGCAGGGGGACAGGAUUUCCCUUGCCACCGGACUGUGCUGGCUGCAGCCAGCAACUACUUUCGAGCCAUGUUUGCUGGGCGGCUACGGGAGAGCCACGUUGACCGAGUUGAACUUCAUGAUGUGACUGGCCCCAUCCUUUCCCUGCUGCUUGACUUUUGCUACACUGGGAGGGUGACAGUCACACUGGAGAAUGUGGAGCCCCUGCUGCAGGCUGCAGAUCUUUUCCAGUUCCCAUCUGUAAAGGAAGCAUGCUGCGCCUACCUAGAACAGCAACUUGAUGUCUCAAACUGCCUAGAGAUCCAGGACUUUGCAGAAGCCUAUGCUUGUCAGGGCCUUGCAGAGAGUACCAAACGGUUCAUUUUGGCUCACAUGGCACAGCUGGCACAGGCCCAUGAGGUGGAGCGACUCACCUUUAAGCGAAUGUUGGAGUAUAUCAGCGAUGACAGGCUAUGUGUGGAUAAAGAGGAGGCUGCCUUCCAGAUAGCCUUGCAAUGGGUAAAGGCUGACCCCAAGCACCGGCAGUACCGCUGGCCAGAGCUUUUCCAGUACCUUCGAUUGCCAUUCAUACGGCGCUUCUACCUGCUGGCUUAUGUGGAAAGCGACCCACUGGUAUACCGCAGUCCAUACUGCCUACAGCUAAUCAGAGAAGCCCGCGCUUUCCAGUCCUCUGAAUAUGAUCGCCAUGAUUGGCCAUGCCAUCGCAUGAAGCCACGGCCCUCUACUGGCCUAGCAGAAAUACUAGUAGUAGUGGGUGGCUGUGACCAAGACUGUGAUGAGCUGGUUACUGUGGAUUGCUACAAUGCACAAACUGGCCAGUGGAGGUACCUGGCUGAAUUCCCUGACCACCUUGGGGGUGGCUACAGCAUUACAGCUCUGGGCAACGAUAUAUACGUGACAGGAGGUUCUGACGGAUCAAGGCUUUAUGACUGUGUAUGGCGAUACAACUCCAGUGUGAACGAAUGGACUGAAGUAUCUCCAAUGCUGAAAGCACGAGAGUAUCACAGCUCAACUGUGCUCAAUGGCCUCCUGUAUGUGAUUGCUUCAGACAGCACAGAGCGUUAUGACCCUACCAUGGACACAUGGGAGUCUCUGCGUCCUAUGCUUUACCCAAUGGAUAACUGCUCAACAACAUCCUGCAGGAAAAAGCUGUAUGCCAUUGGCUCCUUAGAAGGCAAAGAAAGUAUGGUCAUGCAGUGUUAUAAUCCGGACACUAAUCUAUGGUCCAUGGUAAACUGUGGGCAGCUGCCUCCAUGGUCUUUUGCACCCAAGACAGUGACCCUCAAUGGCCUUAUCUAUUUUGUAAGAGAUGAUUCAGCAGAAGUAGAUGUGUACAGCCCGUCAAAAAAUGAAUGGGACAAGAUUCCACCAAUGAUACAGGUUCAUGUUGGAGGGAGCCUGGCUGCGCUCGGGGGGAAGCUUUACGUGUCUGGUGGUUAUGACAACACAUUUGAACUCUCUGACGUUGUGGAAGCCUUUGACCCUGAAACAAGAUUGUGGAGCCUUGUGGGGCGCCUCCCUCAGCCGACUUUCUGGCACGGCAGCGUCAGUAUAUUCCGGCAGUUUAUGCCACAAACUCAGUACAGUUUAGAUGGGGUUCCGUUGGACAACGUCAACAACGAGAGAAACGUAAUUAACCUUAACAGAAGACGACAGCACUUGCAUAAUCACAACCUUAAUGAAUUACAUCGACGAUAGGAAUGCCAAGUGGGUUUCUAAUGAAACUUAAAUAUGAACAGAGUGACAGUGGGGGGCGGUGACACUCUCUCUCUGUGACUGAUAAGCUCAUGCUUUGGCAGCACGGUUAUCAUUACACGAGUGUAUGAGAGUGCUCUUGGCUUCAUAGUACAAUCAAAUCAUUACUUUCAGUGUCCAUGCAUUGCCCAUAGGUACGCAUACAUAGAAUAUAUGUAUAUUGUUACAUGUAGCUGCUCUUUAUCAUUUCUAUAGACAAGAGGAAGAAUAUAUAUAUUUUUCUAAUAAACAAAAAAUGUUUAUAUAUCCUCAGUUGCCCCCAUUUCACAGUAUGCCAGUAAAUUCCAAGGAGUUACAAGUUUUUUUUGUUUGUUUUGGUUUGUAAUCACAGUGUUUGACAGUGCAUGUAAGGCUAAUGUCACACCAGGAACAUUCUUCAAAAGGGAUGCUAAGGUACCCUAGUAUUUCUGCAGUCCUAGAGCAGCUGCAUGGGCCCGUAUGGUCAGCAGCUGUGUUCAAAAAAAAAAAAAAAAAAAAAAAAAAGAUACCAGCAGUUCCCUACAUAAGGUCUCAGGCAGGGAUUAUGUUCACAUGUGUGGAGCUGCUGUACUUGUACACAUGUGCAGAGUUCCAUUGCCGUGACAUACAGAUCUCAACAAAUUCUGGGAAGUUAAAUGCUCUGUUAAAUGCAGAGGAAAUUUGCACAAAUAUGGUAGCCUAUUUGCUUGCCGUUGCUAGUGGGAAAGACACCAUCUAGUAGAUGAGAUGUACCUGCUCACAGCUGUGCACCUUGCUGGGCUCAAGGCUGAUGCCACACAGGGCUGACUCUUUGGCUGCAGAUAAAGGCAAGCUGAGAAUCAGCCCCUACUCUGGCAUCAGCCUUUCUCUGAGCCUGCACCCGGAACCAUUGUGCUGGCCUGGGUGCAGAUACACGGGGCGGAUUGCUGCACUCUAAUGCAUACUCACCUGUUUCAGUGCUGAAAUCCGCUCUGUGUGCCUGCGCCCAGGCUGACGCAAUGGCUCCAGGAAAAGGCUGAUACCAGUGUGGGAGCUGAUUCUUAGCGUCUAUUUAUUUGCAGACCAAAAAUCAGCCCAAAAGCAAUUGUUUAUGCUGGGUGCUACUCAUUGACCCACCCCUGGAGUGACAUUAGCCUAAAGCUGAAGAGAGAGAUGUGCGAUUAUUUCUGGUCUUACCUUAGGUGUGCUUUGCCAGAUGUACUAACUGCCUGUUCUUGUCAGUAUUCAUUUGACUUGUUCCCAGAAAGCUUGUACCAUAGACACAGCACAUGUAGAUAUAAGGAUUAAGCACUGCAUAUCAACUGUCCUUAAUCCUGUUUGACAAGCAUUUCUGCAGUUUCCCUUUUUUCUGGAGCUGGAGAAAAAAUAAGUCUUUAACAUGGAACAGAGUAACUCCCUUCACUCUACAUGCCACAAUUGCCAGUUCUUCUCUGUGUAAUGCUGGGUGUUCUAGUUUAACAAGAGCCGGCUAGCCACACGUGUGACAUCCCUGCAUGGCAUGCAUGAAUGCUCUCGGAUCAAUCCAAGAAGCAAAUGAGCUUCAUUCCCUGUAUUAUGCAUGCUAAUAAUAACAUGGCAGGAGAGGUUUGCUAUGGCAUGCCGAACAGGCACUCAAACAGAUGCUGGAACUGGUGUACUGGCAUACUAUUUACUGUACAAUGGGCACCUUUUUUAAGCAAAUGUUUAUUAUUAAUAAUAAUAAUAAUAAUAAUUAUAAUGGAAAACACAAAUUCACAGAUGUUUGAAGUGAAAUACAUAAUUGAUUGCUGCAUAUAUAGACCUCCAUUGCUAACACAGUAUCUGCAUGGUAUUAAGAUGCACAGAUUACAUUUAAUUUGCUGGGCAAAAGGACCUUAUGCUCUUAAUUCAAUUUCAAUUUAAUCCUUUUAUCUAUUGCCCUAAACCACAGGUAGAAAUCCUUGCGCUUUUUAGGUGAUGGCAUAGCAUGAUGGGAAAUAUAUUUAAUAACAGCGACAGAGGCAGUUGCUAGUGUUCAAAUGCUGAGCAAGUUUAAUGGCAUCAGUAGGACAUGGAAUGACCCAUAACACUGUAAAUGAGCCAUAUUAAUGACUAUUAUGGAGAUUUGUAUUGUAAGCGCUUGUAUAUGUCCCUGAUGCCUGUUAACAUUGAGCAUUAUCAUUUGCCUUUGGAAAAGGUAUAACCAAGAUGCCCAAUGCAGGAGGGCAGAUAUCUCCGCAUGUACCAUUUACAAAGUGACUAAGUCUGCUGAUACAUACCCCAGGUGACAUAAGGUAAUGGCAGAUGAGGCGCUGCAGCACUUUCUUCUAUGUUGCUGUUGAGUGCCUGAAUUAGUGGGACUAUAGAUAUAUGACUAUCGAGUGUGUGGCUUUUGUGUGGUAUCUGUCCAUUUGGCUCACAGGCUGAUCAGAUGUUUACUGUACGGGAUUGGCCCAUUGAGGAUUGAACCUCAGACUCCUGAUGUGUCUGCAUCUGGCUGCACUGCCACCUUUGCAAGUCUGGUACAGUCUAACACAGAUGUAACCUUUAUUUUACUACUGGCCCCUAAGCUUAGCUUUUUAACAGCUGUUUGGAGCACACUGAGCAUGUGCAGUGUCACUGACACUCAAAGGAUAGCCCAGCAAGACCCUACAUGGUGACAGGUCACCAUUCAUCUUUAACUUAACAUUGAUUGUUUAGAAAUAGGCCCAUAAUGUCUUCUGGCUUAAGCACUGGUGGCUCAGUCCCAAUUGGUGACCUGGUUUCUAAUUAUUAACCGAAACUAUAACCUGGAAUUUGCAGACAAACAAAUGCUUGUUAAAUAACAGCAUCAGAGACACAUGCUGCACAUACCUGCUUUAUACCAUUACCUUAUCUACUGACAUAAGAGCUGCACUUCCUCCAGUUAGCACUGCAGUAACCUGACCACCAGGCACAUUUCCAUCUGCUUUAUUCAGGAUCCUGUUUGCCGUUUCUUCACUAAAUUCAUAUUUUUCCCAGGGUACAACUGGGAGAAUUUAGCAGAGGGUGAGAAGAAGAAAAAAAAAGAAUUGGGAGUGAGUAAAAGGGUUCCAAUCCCUACAAAGACUGUGCCCCUUAAUGAAGUAGUUGCACACGUCACUGUAGCACUGUGGGGUUUGUGGAAUUUCUUACUAAAGCUGUUUUGUUUGUGUGUUUUUGUAGAACAUUUGACUUUUUGGAUUUUGUUUAUUGUAUUUUCCCAUUGUAUACUUUAAAAUGAAGCCAUUAAAAUAUUGAUGGUUGUAAA
Messenger RNA from Xenopus tropicalis (tropical clawed frog), 5537 nucleotides. It is a transcript of the gene klhl21, whose product is annotated as kelch like family member 21. Gene Ontology annotation, biological process: protein ubiquitination. Gene Ontology annotation, cellular component: spindle. The transcript is spliced from 5 exons. The coding region runs from base 449 to 2296 and encodes 615 amino acids. The record is from RefSeq and is a predicted model, not a curated record. Lineage: Eukaryota; Metazoa; Chordata; Amphibia; Anura; Pipidae.